This is a messenger RNA of Eublepharis macularius, 1943 nucleotides long. It is a transcript of the gene CCDC148, whose product is annotated as coiled-coil domain containing 148. Lineage: Eukaryota; Metazoa; Chordata; Lepidosauria; Squamata; Eublepharidae. Bases 119 to 1918 code for a protein of 599 amino acids. The record is from RefSeq and is a predicted model, not a curated record. The transcript has 16 exons.
GUGGAAGGGAGCUGCAGUGCCUUCGCGCCCAGGGGGGUGUUGUCGGGGUUAGCUGUCUCCUGAGUCUCCUGAGUCCCAGCUUGAGGAGAGGUGAGGGCACACCAACAGCAGAUGUGAAAUGAGUGGAAAGGACCUUCGAGGAUUUAUUACAACUUACCGGAGCAACGAUACAGAGAGCUUAGUUGUUCGUGUGAAAAAUGGUCUUAAGAAUCCAAAGUAUAAACCUGUUGACUAUGAACAGCUGCACACAAUUACUGAAGCUAAGAAGUUACGAUCGGCUGAUAUACUUUUAAAGAUCAAAAAGACAGAGCAAGCCUCAAAAAUUAAUAAAGAACAAAUGCUUCUGAAACAGCACUGCCAAGUGUGGUGGCAAGAACACAAAAGACUUCAUGAAAGCAGGCAAAAACUAGAAUCGGAAAUACAGACUUUUUUUGAUGAAGGAAGUGAAUGUUUUUUGGACUUGUGGGACUUGCGGUAUAAGUUAUCAAAAGACCUGGAUACAUUUCAAGCAAAUACAGUAGAACCUAUCUGGCAACUAAGAGAGGACUUAAAAUACAGACUGUCAAAAAUACAGACCAGCUGUGAACAGCAUCCCUAUCCAGAAUUCCCAGAUGCAGUGUUAGAACAGGUCGAGUCAGUGAAGAAACAACAGACACACAUUUUGGAAAGGCUUCACCUUGAAAGAAAAUCUUUGGAAAAAGAUCUAGAAGAUUGCACAGCUGAAAUAUUAGCACGGUCCUUUGAAGAAAGGGCUGCGCUCUUUCACAAUAUCCCUCCACAAUUAUUGACCUUGGAAUGCCCCUAUCCUGAUUUGAAGGACUCCAUUUUUAUGGAAUUUCAUAAACUUGCUGAAGAAUAUUGGCUGAAACUCCAGGAGGUGGAUCAAGAGUUAAAACUCAUGUCGAGGAAUUUCCAGUGGAAUGCAGAAGAUCUCUGGGUUUAUCAGGUGGUGGUUAGUCAGUACCCAAGUAACCUUCAGGGCAGAAGAACACUCUACUUAGAUAUGUUGCAGAAACUUCUUUCUCACAAGACUAGGCAAAAUCUAGUUGCUCAUGAAAGGGCUUGGGAUCAGUAUCAUUUCACUAGGAAUCAGUGGAGAGCAUUGAUGUUCAACUGGAUCCAGGCUAGAAAAGCAUUUUUACUGAAGGCGGUAAUGACUAUUGCGGAAGCUUGUGCCGCUCAUGAGACAGACAUUAUGUUGGCUAAUAAUAGAAGAAAACAACAGGAAAUAUGUGCGGAUCUCAAAGAAAAGGUUCUACAGUGGCGGGUGCAGCAAGAAGAGGCUGCCCGACUGGAAGCUGCUAUAGCUGCCAGAAGAAAGGAGGAGGAAGAUGAGAAAGAGAAGGUCCAGAAAGAAAAGGAAAUGCUUCAGAGAGCAGAGGACAAAGACAAAGUGAAAAAGUUUUGGGCUGAAAAGCAACGCAGGAGGCAGGACUUAGAAACAAAAGAUCUACUACGUUUGGCGGAAUUUAAGAAAUUAAUGGCUGAGCAAGCCAUUAAAGACAAAGAAAGAGUUCAGUUUCGACAAAAGCUGCUGGAAAAGCGCUUGAUGGAGAAGAAACAAGCAUCCCUUCAAGAAGCCCACGAGGAGAAAGAAAGACAGAGACGUCUUGAUGUUCUUAGGCAACAGGUUGCCAUUGUUGCAGCGUUCGAUCCUGCUCGAAUGAUGGCUGAUACAGUGGCAUCUAAAGCUCGGAUGGGCAUUGGAACAGAAGAAGAAUUCAUUCUGCUAAAGCCUCUGUUUGAAUUGCGUACAUUCACUGAUGAUCAGAUAAUUUCUGAUGCCCGGGUUCGUGUGGAACUAGCUCUUCGUGAAGCUGGACUUCAUAAAACCCUUUACGCCCAAGAAAUUUUACCCAAAAUCCUUCCACCCAAACCACCAAGGAGAGACAUGAAUUCCAUAUUAUUUAAAAUGUAGAACUGGGAAUGAAUUAAGAAUCUUU